Messenger RNA from Gadus morhua (Atlantic cod), 2944 nucleotides. It is a transcript of the gene alg10, whose product is annotated as ALG10 alpha-1,2-mannosyltransferase. The record is from RefSeq and is a predicted model, not a curated record. Gene Ontology annotation, biological process: dolichol-linked oligosaccharide biosynthetic process; protein N-linked glycosylation. NCBI's taxonomy places the organism in Eukaryota, Metazoa, Chordata, Actinopteri, Gadiformes, Gadidae. Bases 190 to 1608 code for a protein of 472 amino acids. Gene Ontology annotation, cellular component: endoplasmic reticulum. The transcript has 3 exons. Gene Ontology annotation, molecular function: dolichyl pyrophosphate Glc2Man9GlcNAc2 alpha-1,2-glucosyltransferase activity.
GUAGGAGCGGACAGGCAAACGUCAAAAAGCGCAUAACUUCUGGUUGGAUCCGAUGGAUUAUAACGAUAAGCUCCCAUAUCUGCUCUAAACUCUGACAUUAUCCUCCCGUACAAGGAGACAGUUAUGCGGCGCAGUCACCUUCACAUCACAUAACGAGGUCCGCGGUCGGUAGAUCGAUUCCCGUUGGCCAUGGAGCGGUUCGAGGGGUAUGUGUUCACCGCUCUUUGCAGCACCAACCUCCUGGUCUCCUGCCUCUUGCUCUCCACGGUCACCCGGGAGCAGAGGGAGCCCUACAUGGACGAGGUGUUCCACGUCCCGCAGGCCCAGAAGUACUGCCAGGGGCGGUUCAACGAGUGGGACCCCAUGAUCACCACGCUGCCCGGCUUGUACCUGGUGUCGGUGGGCGUCAUCAAGCCCCUGGUGUGGCUGGCGGGCCUCAGGGGGGGCGUAGUCUGCUCCACGGCCAUGCUGCGCUUCGUCAACCUGCUGUUCAACGGAGGGAACCUCUACCUGCUCUACCUGCUCACCUGCAAGCUGCACCUCCGGGAGAAGAGUAAGAGCGCGUCGCGCCGCGUCCUCUCCGCCCUCUCCCUGUCCACCUUCCCCGUCCUCUACUUCUUCAACUUCCUGUACUACACCGACGCCGGCUCCACCUUCUUCAUCCUGUUCGCCUACCUGAUGACGCUUUACGGCUGCCACAAGGCCUCCGCGCUGCUCGGCGUCUGCGCCGUGCUCUUCCGCCAGACCAACGUGGUGUGGGUGGCCUUCUGCGCCGGCACGCUAUUGGCCGGCCAGCUGGACGAGGCGUGGCGCACCGACGGCGCCAAGAAGAGGGACGAGCGGGCGUCGCCGGUGCCGCUCUCGCUGGCCGGCGCCCGGCGCGUGACCCGCUUCCUGCUGGACUUCCUGUUGUCCCCGCCCCGGGCCAAGGCACUGCUGCUGUUGGCGUGGCCGUAUGCGGCCGCCGGCGCCAGCUUCCUGGCGUUCGUGGCGCUGAACGGCGGCAUCGUGGUGGGCGACCGCUCGAGCCACGAGGCCUGCCUCAACGCCCCGCAGCUCUUCUACUUCCUGUCCUUCGCGCUCGUCUUCUCGCUGCCUGCCACCCUGUGCCGCCACCGCCUGCUGCGCUUCCUGCAGGCGCUGCGCCGCAAGCCCCUCCUCUUCCUGCUGCUGGCCGCCGCCGGGCUCCUGCUGGUCUGGAACUUCACCCACGUCCACAAGUACCUGCUGGCCGACAACCGCCACUACACCUUCUACGCGUGGCAGCGUGUGGUCCAGCGCCACCCUCUGGCGCGCUACCUGCUGGUGCCCGCCUACGUCUUCGCCGGCUGGCACUUCCUGGACGCGCUGCGCUCGCGCUCGCUCUUCUGGACGCUCGCGCUGCUGGUGUGCGUGCUGGCGGCCACCGUGCCCCAGCGGCUGCUGGAGUUCCGCUACUUCAUCGUGCCGUACCUCGUGUUCCGCCUGCACAUGCCGCUGCCCUCGCUGCCGCGCCUGCUGCUGGAGCUAGCCCUGCACGCCGCCGUCAACGCCGCCACGCUCUACCUCUUCCUCGCCCGCCCCUUCCUCUGGCCCGGCAGCGAGGACACGCAGAGGUUCAUGUGGUGAGGAGGUCCGCCCGCCCAACAGCCCGCCCAACAGCCCGCCCAACAGCCCGCCCAACAGCCCGUCAGCCAAUCGGAGGCCUCCUCUGGUACCACCUGAGCCGGUCGGGACCAAUGGGGGACCGGUGCAGAGCGGGAGAACUUUGCUGCGCUGGAGCGAGAGAGAGCAGUUAGCCGUCCCUCUGAGGAGAUACAGAAUUGGUUUCUUUUUCUGAAUGUAUGAUUCCUUCAAUUCCGUUUUUUUUUUUUUUUUCCAAACAGCUGAGAUCAUGUUUCUGUUUUUUUUUUUUUUUUUUUUUACAAAUAGUCUUAGAGAGUCGUCAUCAGCAGGGUGAGGGGACGCGAGUCAUCCCAGGUAACGUGAAGUUCACCGUGGUGGUGGGGAGGUCUGAGAACCUCGACGACGGUUCAACACUCGACAUGUUCUUCAGAGCCCAAGGCCUCUGAACCACGGGGCCAGCGGACCUCACCGCCCUGUUUGGUGGGGGUCAGCCUGCCACUCAGCCUCACAGGAGGAAGAGAUGGGGGAAGAACAGGUCUGUCUGCAGCAGUGUUUACACCAGGCCCCCGGUUUGGAACGCACGCAUAUUGUGCGCGCAUUCCUCAAAGUGCAAAAGGAUGUCAUCUCUUUCCAAGAGCUUUCCCUUGUGCACACACACACACACACACACACACACACACACACACACACACACACACACACACACACACACACACACACACACACACACACACACACACACACACACACACACACACACACACACACACCUCUGAGUUAGUUUUUCUUUCAUGAGGUUCGUCGUGGAUUAGCUUGUUUUCUUACCGGUGUUCUGAUGUCGCAUCCUGCUGUGUUGACGCAACAUUAAAGGCUGAACACGAGCCGUCAUGAGCCAACAUGAAUCCUUUGUUUCAGUGCUUUUCAGUGUCUAGAAAUCAGUCUCUAAAUUGUAACUUUCACAUGUUUUUGUUUACUGUGAUCAGUCAGCCCAUCAGUGUUUACUGUAAUAUCUGUAGAUUUUGUUGUGAAUUGUUUUGUUUUCUUUGAAAUUGGUGAGUAAAUAAUCAUUUUCUAAGAACCCUAGUUGAUCAUAGUUUUGAAAUGUUGGCAUCUCAACAAUUGAGAUUAGAUGUGCAGUGAACUGCUGAAGAAGCGGGACAUUUUCAUUCCGCACCCUCGUUGGUAAUUAAAUUACUUUGCGUUUGACGUAAUUUUCCAAUAGAAACGUGGUUUAUUUAGUUGUGAUUGUUCCCCUAAACCUGUCGACUUUUUGUCACGUCUGUCUUCAUGUAUGUGCUACAUCGCCUGUGAACACAUUAAAAGUUCUAGAAAACAAAAA